AUGGCAUGUACAGCCACCUUACAAAGACCCCAAGAGAAAACUAACACUUGGUCUUCAAUAUUUCCAAAUGAGCAAGUAACUGAACAGCAAUCAGCAUUGUUUGUCAAGAAGUUGCUUGCAGUUGCAAUUUCUAAUAUUGCAUACUUGAGGGCAAUUUUUCCAGAACAUGCUUUUGGUGACCGAUGCCUUGAAGGUUUGAACCUCAAAAUAAUGAGAGAUGAUAGUGCAUGUCCAGGUGCAUCCCAGGUCAUUAAAUGGGUCAAAGGUUGUUUUGAUGCUGUUGACAAGAAAUAUCUAAGAAUGCUUAUCAUGGGAAUAUAUCUGGAUGCAGAGGACCCUGAUACAGUCAUUGAAUCUUACACCUUCAAGUUUUCAUACAAAAACACUGCAGAAAUGGAUGUUUAUAGAAAUGAAAAGAAGAUUGCAAGUGCUGACUCUGUUUUUGAGACCAAGAAGGCUACUAUCAGACUGUUGAGAACAAUGGUUGUAUUGACCCAGACAUUAAAGUCUUUACCAGAUGAUGUGAUGCUGACCAUGAAGCUCCUUUAUUAUGAUGAAUGUACACCAGAAGAUUAUGAGCCCCCAGGUUUCAAGCCAGCACAGACCGAUUCAUUUGUGUUUGAUGAAGAGCCUAUGAACAUCAAAGUUGGAGAUGUCUCAACUCAAUUCCAUACAAUAAAAAUGAGGAUAAAAACAGACAGUAAGCAGUUUGAAUUGAAAGAUGACCAGGCUGAAGAAAAGGAUGAAGAAAAGGUUGCAAAUCCUGUGCAAGAAGAAGAGAUGUGUGUGGAGGAUCAAGAGGAGGAUGAAAAGGAAAAAGAGGAAAAAGAAAUCCAGGAGUGUAAAGGCAAUGUUUACUCUUUUAAUGAUAACAAAUCAACAGAGAAGAUGUCUCUUCGUGGGAAGCAAUCCAAGAAGUAUCAUACACCAGAUGCUGUAGUACCAACAGAAAUGCCUGCUAUGCCUGGUUCGACAGACCGAGCUAUUGAUACAACUGGAUCUCAGAAGAGUCAAACUUCAGUCCAAGAUGAAGUUCUCAGAGUUCGUUGUCCUUGUGGAUGUAAUGAGGAUGAUGGAUUAAUGAUUUUGUGUGCUGUUUGCAACGUAUGGCAGCAUGGAGUGUGCUUCCUUGUGCAGUCUGAGGCAGAUGCUCCAACACAACACAUCUGUGAUGUCUGUGGAGAGCCAGGAAAUCAAGAAAAAGAACCAACAGAUCCAUACCUGAAUACUUUAUCAGCAAUUGGAGUACAAGCUACUUGUCUGUGGAGGAGAGCCCUGAUGGCGACCUCAGAGAUGAACAGAGUAAUUGGACCUAACCUAGCUAGACGACUUGGUGUGGAGAUGACUGUGGCUCAAGGUCUUAUGAAUAGAUUGGAAAAAGAAGGCUUCAUUCGCAAUGCAGGGAAAGGGAAAAGACUUGGGAAAAUGGUGGAGAAAAGUAAGAUUUUGAAUGAAGGUAUACCAAGGUAUUUCAAAAAGAAAAAUUGUCAGCCACAGGAACACAACGAAAAACAGCCAGAGUCAAAAGAAGAUACACAGAUUUCUCAGCUGACUGAGAUGGCAGACAGUAUCAGUCUUUCAAGAAAGAAAAAAGGAAAAAAGAGCAAGAAGAAAACACGAGCACCUGUAGAAGAGGUGAGUCAAAGUCCAAGACUUGAUACUAAAAUGAACAAUGAAGAUCAGGAUUUUGCAACACCAUCAAAUACAAAGAAAGGAAGGAAAAGGGCAAUCUCGAAGGUGGAUGGACAUCAUGAAUUUGAUGUUUGCGACAGUCAAGAUGUGUAUGAUGGCCCUGGAACAAGAAAGAGGAAAGCAAGUAUUGUCGCCAGGGAAAUUAUGGUGUGAUUUACACAAAAAACACAAAGAGAGGGAAAUAAACCGACACAAAAAAGUGUUACAAAAUAUCAAAACCAGAA
Molecule: messenger RNA, 1916 nt
Organism: Ylistrum balloti
Lineage: Eukaryota; Metazoa; Mollusca; Bivalvia; Pectinida; Pectinidae
Exons: 19
Coding region: 1-1845 (614 amino acids)
Source: RefSeq, a predicted model, not a curated record